UAAAAGUCGUGACACCUAACAAUUUUAUUAAAAUAUAGUAUAGUGUAACCUCUGCCGUUCGGUACAAGAUACAUGAGGCGUGCGAAAAGACUCAUGGGAGGUGGAGAAUUCAAAAUGUCUGCGUCCGAAAACGAAAUGGAAGUAGGUGAAAUUCUUGGUGAGCGUAAAUCACGUCGUGGUCUGGAGUAUUUGGUCCGAUGGAAGAACUUUGGCAAGACUGAUGAUACCUGGGAGCCACUGACUAAUCUGAAGAAUGCCGUGCAGGCCAUUGCCGACUUCCAUACCAAGGCCACGCCUAAAAGAGGCAAGAAGCGUUCCACAUCUCGAUCAAGAAGUCGGUCAAAGGGACGAUCUAAGAGCCGCUCUUCUAGCCGCAGUAGGAAGUCAGCCUCUGGUAAAAAGUCGGCCUCAACUACCGAAAAGAAGACAACAAUAGUGACAACACCCACCAUGACUGAGACUCGGACAGAAACAGUGACCCAGUCACCUGGCCGCACUGAACAGGUCACAGAGACUGUCACUAAGUCUGUUCCGAGUCCAGUGCUCACCCAGAGAAUCUCAAGCGUAACCCGCACCUCAGAGACCCGUACAUCCAAGACCCCCUUGGACCAGGUGGACUCUGGGGCUGUCCAGAAGCCCCGCGGUGGGGCCAUGGCCUGGUGCUGCAAUGCCUGGACAAGCAUGUGCAACUGCAGUAGGAGCCUUGUAUGCAAGGACUACCCUGCCAUAGUUGUGUUGGCCACCAUUGCCAUCAUUGCACUGACUUUUGUUCUACAGGACAACCUGAAUUUUGAGGAGCUAUGGAGCAGCGUUGUUGCCUUCUUUGUCGGGAUUUGGAGCUGGCUCACCACUCUGGUCCCUGCACAGAAGGAAUAGAAGUGUACACCAAGUGAGGACGUCUGGCUUGACAAGUGAGGACACCUUGCUUGGAGGGGAUGCCAGUGUGCAGACUCCUGCACUAUACAAAGGCAGCAGCAUUUUAAUUUUUAGUGUACUUUUUUGUGUAUUAAAGUAAAAAGUCAUCUUCAUUUAGUAUUGAUUAUGGCAAAAUGAAUUUGUGUACUUUGUUUUUAAAAGCUUCUUCAUUAUUUCUAAAUGGAUUGGCUUAAGUUUUAACUUAAUUAAGUAUGUUCUCACUAAAUAAAAUGUGUGCUAACAAAUGAAUAAGAUCAAACUUAUACUCAAAAAUGAAUUCAAUCAAAUACAUUGAUUCACAAAUGAAUAAAAUCAAACUUAUACUCAAAAAUUAAAUCGAUCAAAUACAUUUACUCACAAAUGAAUAAAAUCAAAUUAUGCUAAAAAAUGAAUUCAAUCAAAUACAUUUAUUUACUCACAAAUGAAUAAAAGCAAAUAAAAGUAGUCAUCAAUGAAAUACAUUGCUGUGUGUUCCCUGUCAGUGCAAUUGAUACAUCAUCAUGUUUUCAAGGACUUACUCCACUACUUCUGGUAAUCCUCUUAACUCUUGGUUUAUAAUAUUAGUUACCACUUUACUUUACCUUAAUGCUGUUAAUCAAGUUUUUGUCCUUAUAAGCUAUUAAGAACGAUAUUAAACAAAAAUUUUGUUGUGCACUUAUUUGUUUAAGUAAUAAUUUGCAAUAAGAUGUAACAAUUUCAUAAACUGGUAGAAUGAAUGCUGUAUAAUGAGAUUAAGAACACACUUUGUAGAACCAAUAUUUUCAUGACAUUUGUUUUCAACUUAUUCAUUUAUUAUACAUUUCAAGGCCUUUUAAAAACUGCAUUUAAAUAUUUUUUUAAAAAUCUGUGUAUAUAUAUAUUUGCAAUUGAGUAAAUGAUUUCUAUAUCUUUGUCAUUUAUUGAACUUAAUUUGAUAAGACAUUCACACAAAAAUAUUGAAAAAAGCCACAUUCUUAUAAAUGAUAAUGUAAAUUUUUGCCAAAUGUUUAGAUGUUAUAUGUCCAUUUUAGAACAAAAUGGUUUUAUCAUUUUUCAUUUUUAAAUGUUAUUUUGUUUGUAUUAUCAUGAAGUUUUGUUUUUAUUAUUCUUUGUUUUAAAUGUCAUCUUUUAUUGCAGAAUAAAAGUUUAUAAAUAUAUCAUUUGACAUUGCGAUGAAAUAUUGAAACUUAUGUUAGAUUGUUAAAUUAAGUUAAAUGUGACUCUUGCGUAUUUGUCUUUGCCAAAACAGAGGCUAAUCUUAAUGUUAGUGUAACAAAAAUAUGAAAUCUCUAGAAGAUUUUUUAUUAACAAGAAAGUACUAACAACUUAUUUUUGUUUUGUAAAACUAAUUUUCUUAUUAAAAAUAUGUUAAUUAAGCGUGUUUCAUCGGUAGCUUUUGGUGCCACAAAACACUGAGAAUUGCUAACUCGUAAGUGGUCAGUUUUUUGUAGGCAUUUAUAUUGUUUGUCUCCAAAGAAAUGACCAUACUUUAGCCUGUUUACAAUUCAUCACUAUGUUUUGAAUGUAAAGUAGUUUGAUAUGUAUAUUUUUAACAAAACUAUAUAAUCAUAUAUGUAAUACUUUAUUUGAAGCCAUGUACUUUGAAUUUUUAUAACUUGUAAACAAAUUAGUUUUUUUAAUGUUUUUAUCAAGUUUAAUAACCAUUCAAUGACACUGUUUUAAUGAACUUAUAAUCAAAUUUAAUCCUGUAUUUUAAUUCAACAAUCAUGUUAAAUUUUGGUGUCAUUGCAUGUUAAUGUAUUGUAUGUAUGUAUUGUACGUAUUAUGGUUUUAGUCAGAUACUUGGUAUAGUACACAAUAAAACUGCACCGUAAAAGAA
This is a messenger RNA of Dreissena polymorpha, 2734 nucleotides long. Its product is annotated as testis-specific chromodomain protein Y 1-like. Bases 73 to 876 code for a protein of 267 amino acids. Gene Ontology annotation, molecular function: chromatin binding. Gene Ontology annotation, cellular component: pericentric heterochromatin. The transcript has 5 exons. Lineage: Eukaryota; Metazoa; Mollusca; Bivalvia; Myida; Dreissenidae. The record is from RefSeq and is a predicted model, not a curated record. Gene Ontology annotation, biological process: chromatin organization; negative regulation of transcription by RNA polymerase II.